AUGGACGAAUUUGUUUCCCUCCUGAAGACACUUAAGAAAAAUGAUAAGAUUGCGCAAAAUGUUCUGCUUAUGAUCUCAGAGAGCUUUCGGUACAACGAGGAGGCGGUAGGCGAUGCACUGUUUAGACAUCACAGGGGCCUGCUUGAUAGAGAAGCGGUUCUAGACUUUUUGGCACUACUCUGCAGUAAGGAUGCAAGAUAUCUGAGUCUUUUCAGGAGAUACCGGGGAGAGUUCGAUGCGGAUCACAGGAUUGUUAAGCUGCUGGACGGUGAGAUUCCAGAGGAUAAGCCCAAAAGGGCAAAGGUGGAUGAUAGGGAUUACGCUGAGCAUGAAGAUGUUGCUAAGGAUGCCGCCAGUGCAAGAGGCAUGCUUGCAGAUCCAACUGCUGGAGGCAAUCCCAAGCAUAAAGAAACUCACAAUAAAAAGAUAAGUAAAAAUGUGCUUGAGGACGCAAGAUCAAAAAACUCAUGGGAUAGAAAAGAGCCCGAGCCCGAAGUCCUUAACGAUGAAUACCUAAGGGCUGAGGCAUGCCCAUCCAUAUUGUACCCUCCGAACCAGUGUAAGCUAUGUGGACUGAGAUACGAGGACACUUCAGUGGGCGACGAGCAAAUGGGAAUCCACAUUGACGAGCAUAGGAGAAAAGCAAGGGUGUUAGGAGAAAAGGACUGCGUAAGCAGAGAGUUCUUCCCAACGCUGGAAGCAUGGACAAAGAACAUCGAGAAAAUUAAGCUCAAGUUGGAGGUUGAGAAGGUUGAAAAGAUCGCUUACUCAGGAGGGCCAGCACUUUGUGAUGUUUGUCGCAGCAAAAUAGAGGUCGAAUGGGAUGACCACGAGGACAGCUGGAUGUUGAAAGAUGCAAUCUCUCUUGAAAAAGCUGGAAGAACAAGCUUUUGCCAUAGAAAGUGUGUUUCAUAA
Molecule: messenger RNA, 915 nt
Organism: Encephalitozoon cuniculi GB-M1
Lineage: Eukaryota; Fungi; Microsporidia; Unikaryonidae
Exons: 1
Coding region: 1-915 (304 amino acids)
Source: RefSeq, marked provisional